UGCAAUAUUGGCCGUUCUGAGCUUCAGAUUUGUACAAUUGGAAAACCCAUAACCCGCCUUUUUCUCAAGAUCCACAAACUUUGACAGGAUUAAUUGAAUCUAUUCUUUUGACUCAUCAACCGACCUGGGACGACUGCCAGCAGCUCCUGCAGGCUCUCCUGACCACGGAGGAGAGACAGCGAGUUUUCACGGAAGCUCGGAAAAAUGUUCCAGGGGACAAUGGCCAACCUACCCAACUGCCGAACGAGAUUGAUGCAGCAUUCCCGUUGACCAGACCGGAUUGGGAUUUUAGUACACCAGUCGGUAGGGAACGACUUCGUCUCUAUCGCCAGAUUCUCCUGACAGGUCUCAGAGGGGCUGGGAGACGCCCCACCAAUUUGGCUAAGAAUGUGGAUGACUUACUCCUGGCAGCGGAAACCGAAGAGGACUGUAAACAGGGCAUGGAAUCCCUGCUCCAGAAGCUAGGCGAGCUGGGAUAUCGCGCCUCUGCCAAAAAGGCCCAAAUAUGUGCCCAACAGGUGCUAGCUGAAGUCUAUGGGGCCCGUGAGGACUUGACAGAUCAGCCCCUGUCAGACGCGGAGUACACCUGGUACACAGAUGGCAGCAGCUUCCUCCAUCAAGGUGAGAGGAGGGCAGGGGCGGCGGUGGUUGACGGGAAGACUGUUGUUUGGGCCUCUGCCUUACCACCAGGCACUUCAGCACAGAAAGCUGAGUUGGUAGCUCUGACUGAGGCCUUAAAACAGGCAAAAGGGAAGAGGGUAAACAUUUAUACAGACAGUCGAUACGCCUUCGCUACGGUGCAUGUGCAUGGUGAAAUAUAUAAAAGAAGGGGACUGCUUACUUCAGCAGGCAGAGAAAUUAAAAAUAAGCAGGAAAUCCUAGAUCUCCUACAGGCCCUCUUCUUGCCAAAGAAGGUGAGCAUCAUACAUUGCCCUGGCCACCAAAAAGGAGAGGAUCCAGUGGCACAGGGUAACCGGAUGGUGGAUGAGGUGGCCAGAACUAGCGCCUUGGGUAGCUGCGUGUUAAACAUCGAUGUGCAAGACCCUCCCAGCCAGGGGCCGGAAUGGAAUUAUACCGAACAAGAUGUGGCAGCCAUACAAAGGCUAGGGGGAAUUUACGACGAGACCACUAAAAGCUGGAAAAUACAGGGCAAAGUUGUGCUGCCCACAAAAGAAACUAGAAGAUUAGUGCAAGAUCUACAUAGAUGGACACAUUUAGGGUAUAAGAAAUUAAAGACCUUACUGGAUAGGGAGGAGAUUUCUCAUUUUUUAUUGGGACUACAUGCAGCAGUAAAACAAACCAUAGAGGCCUGCAUCCCAUGCGCCAAGGUAAAUCCUAGAUGUUCUAAAAUACCUGAAGGAGUCCGGAUACGGGGGGCUAGGCCUGGAAUUAAUUGGGAAAUAGAUUUCACAGAGGUCCGCCCAAGCAGAUAUGGAAUUAAGUACCUUCUAGUGUUCGUAGAUACCUUUUCCGGCUGGCCUGAAGCAUUUCCAGUGAAGAAGGAGACAGCACAAGUUGUGGUUAAGAAGCUAUUAGAAGAAAUCUUCCUGCGGUUUGGCUUACCUAAGGUAUUGGGGUCGGAUAAUGGACCCGCCUUCGUUUCCAGGGUAAGUCAGUUGGUGACCAAAGUGCUGGGGAUUGAUUGGAAAUUGCAUUGUGCGUACAGGCCCCAGAGUUCAGGUCAGGUAGAACGAAUGAACAGAACAAUUAAGGAGACCUUGACUAAAUUAACAAUGGAGACUGGCACUAGAGACUGGGUUGAACUGCUGCCGAUGGCUUUGUUUAGGGCUCGUAACACACCUUCUGUAUGUGGAUUAACACCCUAUGAAAUAUUGUACGGAGGCCCUCCACCCGCGGCAGAUUUGUUGGGACCCAGUAUUGACUCAUUUGCAACAUCCUCUACUUUGCAGACCCGCUUCCGAGCCUUGCAGCUCAUCCACAGGCAUAUAGGGAAGCAGCUGGCUGCCGUAUACCAGUCCAAGUGCCCUACGCUCCCGCAUUCGUUCCAGAUUGGGGACGUUGUCUACGUCCGCAGACACCAGACUAAGACGCUUGAACCACGUUGGAAGGGACCCUACACAGUAUUAUUGACUACGCCGACCGCGAUUAAGGUAGACGGAAUUGCCGCCUGGAUACACGUGUCACAUGUCAAGAGGGCGACAGCUGAACAGAGACAAGAGACCGACGACCCUGCCGACGAGCCGACACCAAAGUGGAAACUACAACAUACUCAAAACCCACUCAAGAUAAGAAUUUCAAAAACUGUUUAGUACUGCUUACAAUUCUUUUUACCCCUAUUAUGGGCGGCCCGCAUGC
Molecule: messenger RNA, 2316 nt
Organism: Lepus europaeus (European hare)
Lineage: Eukaryota; Metazoa; Chordata; Mammalia; Lagomorpha; Leporidae
Exons: 3
Coding region: 441-2270 (609 amino acids)
Biological process (GO): DNA integration; proteolysis
Molecular function (GO): aspartic-type endopeptidase activity; RNA-DNA hybrid ribonuclease activity; RNA stem-loop binding
Source: RefSeq, a predicted model, not a curated record